CUUUUCCCGCACAUACACAUUUCGUUUUCUUUUAAUCCCACUAGUAUGGAGGCUAAUUCGAUAUCAGACAAAACGCUAGUGGACGCAGCUAUGGCCGGUCCUGGAGUGAAUGGGCACAAAGGUUCUGAGGCGCGUGUGAGCAAUCCAACCAAGGAAGCGUGGAUUCUGCAAUCGCUGCGGAAACGGCGAAGCGAGUUUCUGUCGACAUCGACGAUCCAGGCAUUCGUUGGCACAUGGAACGUCAACGGACAGGCAGCUGCCAGUGUUGAGGAGCUGGCGGAGUGGCUUGGGUUCGUGCCCCCAGCUAAUGCACCUGUGGUAGUGGCAGAGCUUCCUGAGCUCCUGGUACUCGGGUUCCAGGAGCUGGAUGUGCGCGCCGAAGCCUUUGUAUAUAAUAACGCGGUAAAGGACGGGGAAUGGACACAGGCGGUGGAGCGGAGUCUUGGCGAAACCCGGUACUCAUACGCCAAGCUUGCGUCGAAACAGCUCAUUGGCAUGUUUAUUAUGGUGUACGCCCGUAUCGAUGUCAUGGACGAGAUUGUGGAUGUGCAGGCCGCGUCAAUUGGGUGUGGGAUCAUGGGAAUGGUGGGCAAUAAGGGUGCGGUUGCUGUGCAUCUGGUGUUCCGGCAUACUCCCAUCUGCCUCGUAUGCUCGCACCUGGCACACGAUGCGUUGCAGCUGGAGAAAAGAAACGCGCAGUUCCAUGACCUGUGCAAGCGGCUCACAUUCAGUAGCACUGAGGGCGUGCCGGCAGCGGAUCCGCUGGUGCCUGCUAGCCAACAGAGCGUGACUGGAACAGGGGCAGCAGUUGGCCGGCCACUGACUGUAUUCGACCACAGCUAUCUGCUGUGGUUCGGUGAUCUGAACUACCGUCUAGCUGUAGAUACUGGCGACUCGGAAGAGUAUAUUGCGAGGCACGAGUACGAAGCGAUCCUGGGGCUGGACCAGCUCAAGAUCUCAAUUCUGAACAAGCAGGCAUUUGUCGGGUUCGAGGAAGCCAAAGUGGACUUUGCCCCUACAUACAAGUACAUGAUUGGGACCGGGGAGUACGAUGCCAAGCGGCGCCCUGCGUGGUGUGACCGGAUUCUAUGGUGGACGCGGCCAGGGUGCGACGGUGGGGUGCGGAGUCUCUCGUACGAGUCGGUUCCGUCGCUAUCUAUAUCGGACCACAAGCCCGUGCGGUCUAGGCUCGAGCUGGAUGUCUGGAAGGUACAGGAGGAGAAACGGCAAGCAGUGUUCUUGGAAGUGUUGCGUGAGCUGGAUAGAUACGAGAACGAGUGCAUUCCGCUUGCCACACUGGACUCAUCGAUUGUAGACUUUGGGUAUGUGUACUAUGGAAAGCCGGCUAAAGCUACGCUGAAGCUGGCCAACACGGGCCAGGUGCCACUGGAAUUCGGCUUUAUAUCGACACCAGCGCGCGAGCGGAGUGCGCCUGAGUGGCUGCGGAUCUCUCCUGAGAGCGGGAUGCUGCUGCCAGGCGAGCACAUUAACAUGGAGUUCUCGGUGUUUGUCGACUCUGCCACGGCCAUGCCUCUGAGCACGCGCAUUGACGAGCUCAACGACAUUCUAAUCCUACAUCUCAACCGCGGGCGCGAUUAUUUUAUCCAAGUGCAAGGCGACUACAUGUCGUCGGUGUUUGGCAUGAGCAUGGAUGUUUUGGUGCACUGCAAGCGACCAGUGCGCCUAAUGUCGCGCGAGGACUUUGAGGCUUGCCUAGGCUCGGGUCAGUAUAGCGUUCCAGUAUGCAUAUGGACGCUGACAGAUUUCCUGACGAGAUUCGGUAUUGACCGCGGCUACUCGUUGUUCUACUGGAAAGGAGAUAGCGAGUUGGCAUGGAGUGUGCGCGAGUGCCUGGAUACGGGCGAGAAGCUGAACCCGGAUCGCAUUCUGCAGUGGCAGGGCGAAGCUGAGGGCCAUGUGGCGCGGACUGCCAGCGAACCGGUAGGGCUAGCACGUGGUAACACAGCGAACCUGAGCUUGACCGAUCAGACACUAGUGUCAUCAUCCGCCAUGCAGUCAGCGCUAAGUGGGUUUGCGUUGUCGUCGGUUCCCAGUACAGCAGAGGCGCUGGAGCGGCUAACGCUGAAUCCGUGGAGCGCGAUUUCACCGGCACAGAGCCAUCAGUAUGAGCCAGAAGCUACUGAGCAGCAGAAUGAGGAGGUACGGCUUUCGGUGUCGGAUUCAGAUUCUAUCGCCCAGGACCAGAUCCCAAUGCGACCGUCACUGCAGUCUACAGGUGGUGAUGAAGCACUAGCGGGCUCGCCGCUACCAGAGACAAUUGCUGAUGCUGCAAAUAUAGCGCACGAUGUGGGCGUGGAUACUGUGGCCAUGGUACUAGUAGACUUUUUGAAGAGUCUGCCCGAACCAUUGAUCCCUACAGAGAUGUACUCGGCAUGCGUGGAAGCAGGCGGUAUUUCACGUGCUGCAGCGCUUGAGGCGAUGGAGGUACUGCCACCUGGCAACCUGAACGUGGUCGUGUAUCUGCUGGCAUUCUUGCGUGAAGCCGUGGACCAGGGGUCUGUGUCGGCACAGCGGGUUGCCAGUGUGUUUUCCACUGUACUGCUGAGGGCGCCUAGAGAGCGCCACCAGACCCCUGGGGAUAAUGAGAAGGCAGAGAAUUUUGUUAGUUUCUUGCUGAGGUCUCACGGCGAAAUAUAAUUCCAUGCUAGCCGCUGUAGAAAGCAAAGUUGAA
Linderina pennispora is the source of this 2692-nucleotide messenger RNA. Its product is annotated as DNase I-like protein. The coding region runs from base 46 to 2658 and encodes 870 amino acids. The record is from RefSeq and is a predicted model, not a curated record. The transcript has a single exon. NCBI's taxonomy places the organism in Eukaryota, Fungi, Kickxellomycota, Kickxellomycetes, Kickxellales, Kickxellaceae. Gene Ontology annotation, molecular function: phosphatidylinositol-4,5-bisphosphate 5-phosphatase activity. Gene Ontology annotation, biological process: phosphatidylinositol dephosphorylation; signal transduction.